AGUGCGUUCUGCCUGACGCGCAGAUAGUGGACUCAAUCCAUGAUCAAAGGACCCACCACGCGCAAAACAUGUACUUUCUGUCAAAUGUGAGGUUUCACGACUUAAUGUGAUCAUUUGAAAAUGUUCCUACUUAUUUGAAUGUAAUUUCACGCGUUUGUCAUUGUUUAGUUUUUUCUUCCUGGAGAUGGGGUGCGCAAUAUCAGGCUUGGUACCAAAACAAGUCGGGGACGUGAUUGACGAUGUUCCCAUUGUGCAUCUAACUGACGAGCACAGGGAGAUCAUCAAAGAGACGUGGAAAGUCAUCCAAGAGAACAUCGCGAAAGUUGGCAUUAUUAUGUUUGUUGGGUUGUUUGAGACCCAUCCAGAAUGCAAAGACGUUUUCUUCCUGUUCCGAGACGUGGAAGACCUGGAGAGGCUGCGGAACAACAAGGAGCUACAAACUCACGGCCUACGGAUAAUGCACUUCAUUGAGAAAAGCGUGGCCAGACUUAAUCAGAUGGAACGACUGGAUCAACUGAUCCUAGAUCUGGGCAAAAGCCACUAUCGUUACAACUCCCCUCCGAAGUACUACAUGUACGUGGGGGCAGAGUUUAUUCGAGCCGUCCAGCCAAUCCUGAAGGACAACUGGACCUCAGAAGUGGAGGAGGCUUGGAAGACGUUGUUCCUGUACAUCACCAGUAUCAUGAAGCAAGGCUAUGUGGAAGAGGAGAAGAACCAGAGGAACACCAUGGCCAACACCAGGAGAGAGAGACCAGAGAAGAGGCUCAAUGUCAUCUAGGAGCAACCUACUCUCCAGUCAACUUGUACAGUGCAUUCGGAAAGUAUUCAGACCCCUGGCCUUUUUCCACAUUGUGUUUCGUUACAGCCUUAUUCUACAAUGGAUUAAAUAAAUAAAAACAUAUCAUCAAUCUGCAAACAAUACUCCAUAAGGACAAGGCAGAAACCGGUUCAGAACUUUAUGAAAAUGUAUUUAGUAAAACAGAAAUACCUUUACAUAAGUAUUCAGACCCUUUGCUAUGAGACUCGAAAUUGAGCUCAGGUGCAUUCUGUUUCCAUUGAUCAUCCUUGAGAUGCUUCUACAAAUUGAAGUCCACCUGUGGUAAAUUCAAUUGAUUGGACAUGAUUUGGAAAGACACACACCUGUCUAUAUAAGUUCCCACAGUUGACAGUGCAUGUCAACCAAGCCAUGAGGCCGAAGUUUGGAACCACCAGGACUCUUUGUAGAGAUGACUGCCCGGCCAAACUGAGCAAUCGGGGGAGAAGGGCCUUAGUCUGGGAGGUGACCAAGAAACCCGAUGGUCACUCUGACAAAGCUCCAGAGUUCCUCUGUGGAGAUGGGAGAACCUUCCAGAAGGACAACCAUCUCUGCAGCACUCCACCAAUCAGGCCAUUAUGGUAGAGUGGCCAGACAGAAGCCACUCCUCAGUAAAAGGCACAUGACAGCCUGCCGGAUUUUGCGAAAUGGCACCUAAAGGACUUUCAGACAAUGAGAAACAAGAUUCUCUGGUCUGACGAAACCAAGAUAGAACUCUUUGGCCUGAAUGCGAGGCGUCACGUCUGGAGGAAACCAGGCACCAUCCCAACUGUGAAGCAUGGUGGUGACAGCAUCAUGCUGUGGUUAUUUUUUCAGCGGUAGAGACUGGAUGACUAGCCAGGAUUGAGGGAAAGAUGAACGGAGCAAAGUACAGAGAGAUCCUUUUUAUGUUAUUUUUUUACCUUUAUUUAACUAGGCAAGUCAGUUAAGAACAAAUUCUUAUUUUCAAUGACGGCCUAGGAACAGUGGGUUAACUUCCUGUCCAGGGGCAGAACGACAGAUUUGUACCUUGUCAGCUCGGGGGUUUGAACUUGCAACCUUCCGGUUACAGUGCAGGCCAACGCUCUAACCACUAGGCUACCCCUGCCGCCCCCACUAGGCUACCCCUGCCGUCAUCUUGAUGAAAACCUGCUCCAGAGCGCUCAGGACCUCAGACUGGGGCGAAGGUUCACCUUCCAACAGGACAACAACCCUAAGCACACAGCCAAGACAACGGCUUCGGGACAAGUCUCUGAAUGUCCUUGAGUGGCUCAGCCAGAGCCCGGACUUGAACCCAAUCGAACAUCUGUGGAGAGACCUGAAAAUAGCUGUGCAGCAACAUUCCCCAUCCAACCUGACAGAGCUUGAGAGGAUCUGCAGAGAAGAAUGGGAGAAACUCCCCAAAUACAGCUGUGCCAAGCUUGUAGUUUCAUAACCAAGAACAAGGGUGUAAUUGCUGCCAAAGGUGCUUCAACAAAGUACUGAGUAAAGGGUCUGAAUACUUAUGUAAAUGUUUUAUUUUUUUAUUUUUAAUAAAUUUGCAAAACAUUCUAUGGGCUAUUGUGUAUAGAUUGAUGAGGGUGGAAAAAACAAUUGAAUCCAUUUUAAAACAAAGCUGUAAAGUAACAAAAUGUGGAAAAAGUCAAGGGGUCUGAAUACUUUCCGAAUGCACUGUAUAUGGAUUCAUUAAGACUCAAGUAAAGCAUAGGCCAACACUACCAGGGUCGUAUUCAUUAGGGCAUCCAAUAGAAAAUGUUUUGAAAUGUUUCGCAAUGAAAAAUUAAAAUGAGUGUUUCCUAUUGGACAAGUCCCAGGAAAUCCCUGCAUAUUUCAGUCCGUUUUCUUCCAUUUUCUGCCUAAUGAAUAUUACCCAGAUGUCUGCUAGAUGGUGCGUUCAAGACAACUGGGAAUGAAUCAAAAACAAGCUCAGACUGGGAAAAUUUGUGACGUCAGUGAUCUUCAGGUUGGAGAAGUCAGAGCUCUAGGAUGAUAAUUCCGAUUGGAUGCGUUGGGUGUCUGAGAGAUUAUAGCCUCUAAUUAUUUAACCAUGAAUGUGCACUUUUCAAAAUAUAUCUCCAGUCAACGUUGUUGCUAGCACGUGCACCCAAAAUAUAGCGUACCCUCUGGGUUAACUUGGUUUGAGUUUACGAAAACAGAUUUAAUACGACUACUAGUGUCAUCCCAGAUGAGGAAUAAGACACUAUUUCGGAGCACGUGUAAUGUUUGCCUAAGUACAAAGUAAUUACACAUGCACUCUACACACACAUACACAUGGAUUUUGUAUUGUAGUUAUGUGAUAGUAGAGUAGUGGCAUGAGGGCACCCACUUAAUGUGUUGUGAAAAGUGUUAUUGAAAUGUAAAUGUCAUGUAAUAUUUGUAAUUGUAUAGAACUGCCUUAAUGUUGCUGCACCCCAGGAAGAGAAUGGGAUCCUUAAUCAAUACAAAUGACUAGUUGUUACACAGGAGUUAGCUAGUUAAAAUGAAGUGUAUCUUGAGGAGGAAUUACUUGUAAUUCAUGUUUACUUACACAGUACAUUACCCGUUCUGACAACCUUGCCAUCAUUUUUUACGUUUCUGGAAGUGCCAUCCAAGUCAGACAAUAAACACACUAGUGCACCAUAGAGCACAUUAUUUUCUUUAGAACUAUAGAGGAGAAGUAAAAGUAGUAAACUACUUAAGUAGUACUUAAAGAUUUGUGUAAUUUCAGCCAGUAGUUUUGAUAGUGGAGCUCAUGAGCCAAAAAGUGGUUCCCGUUAUUUGUGUACCACGUCAUCAAUGUCGUAUGAUAUGUUACGUCCUGCAAAAAAUCAAUAAUAAUAAUAAUUGUGUUUGUGCAAUUAGUAUGAUAAGUCAUAAAUCCAAUUUGUGCUAUACUGUAUAUUAUACAUUUGUUGUGCUUAAGAUCCUGUAGUGCAUUUUUAAGUCCCCGGUACUUUAGUUUACACCACUGCCGAUAGCAUCCAAACACCAUGUUGCAGCCUGCAUAAACAUGAUAUGCGUUAGCCAACUGAGAACCGAUCUCCUCAUUGAAACAACUCUGCUUACAUCGCCAGGUAGUAAGUUAACAACUGUGACAAAGGUUGGGAUCCCUUGUGCAUGCGCUGGGUGUCUGAGUGAUUAUAGCCUAUGUUUAAAAGGCUCUAAGUAAUUAGCCAUGAAUGUGCACUGUUCAAAAUAUAUCACCAGUCAACGUUGUUGUUAGCACUUGCCCCCAAAAUAAAGUGUAUCAUCUGGGUUAACUUGAUUGAGUUAGCGAAAAGACAUCUAAUAUGAGUAUAAUUCCAGAUUAGAAAUAGGACACUAUUUCAAAGCAUAGUACAUGUAAUGUUUUCUUUACGUACAAUGUCAUUUCUAGCUGUUACACAGGAGUUAGCUAGUUAAAAUGAAUUAUAUCUUGAGUAAUUACCUGUAAUUAAUGUGUACUUAUACAGUACAUGAAAAUGCAUAUAAACAGUCAAUGAGUUUCUACUUUAUUCAACAUGUUAAAAAAAAUCUUACAUUUGUUACAAAAUAUGGAUUUUUAUUGUAAGAUUAAUGUGAUUAAUUAGAUUAAACAAAGAUAUAAGUAAAAUAACUAUUCUAGUGGUGACUGAAAUCUGUAGCCUUUAGAAUGGUGAGUAACCUAGAUAGCUCAUUUAGAAAAACUGGAUUGUCUUGUAACAAUGGAAAUCAACAACUGUCUUCAUAUGUUUCUUUCUUGUAAGCAUUUUCCCAUCCUUUCACUUGUAUUCCAUCACUAGGUGGAGACAUUGGCCACUGCACAUCACACCCUGAGUACUAACCUGUAUGGUCUAACACUGUAUCUCCACCAGCUGAAGAGUUUGAUCUGAAAUUGUCUUCCCCAUGCCCUAUAUGAACUUGUCCAUUCCCUUUGGAUUACUCUGAAGAAGGCCGAAACAUCAAUCUUUUAAACUUGUCUAAGAAAACGAAAAAGAAAAAAAGAUGAUGAGCGAGCGUUGCACCUUUUCCUGUCCAAUGAUGUCUAGACAUUUUUAGAUUGCACCUCUACUCAUGUUGGUUGGUUGAGCACCUUUGUCUUCUGUACCGUGGAAAACAACAGAUGAGAAAUGAUGUGGAAUGUGUUGACGUGCCAGAUAGAGGCUGAAGUGUGAGGUUGGGGC
Oncorhynchus nerka (sockeye salmon) is the source of this 4914-nucleotide messenger RNA. RefSeq names its product neuroglobin-like. The record is from RefSeq and is a predicted model, not a curated record. The transcript has 5 exons. Lineage: Eukaryota; Metazoa; Chordata; Actinopteri; Salmoniformes; Salmonidae. Gene Ontology annotation, molecular function: oxygen binding; heme binding; oxygen carrier activity. The coding region runs from base 185 to 778 and encodes 197 amino acids. Gene Ontology annotation, biological process: response to hypoxia; oxygen transport.